AUGGUCACCGAUUACUUCUCUGACAAUGAGGUUUUCAUCACCAAUCAACCAUUGCCCUCGCCUGCAGGCACUCCAUAUCAUUCGAUGUCCCGGCGAACUUCAAGAUAUGGCACGCCAGCAAGCGAACUCUCUAGCUCACCAGCCCCCUUCCCGUCAGACACGCAGUCUGAGUUUAACGAUGCAGCCAAUAACGAGAACAUUUCCAUCCUCGAUCCCCGUCGAUUUACUCCCACCCUUCACGCGAACCUAGUAUCUGAGAUAUUGAAUCUGCGGAGAGAACUAGACUCGAAGCACAAGUUCAUCGAAGAUCUCGAAACCAAUCUUCACACUGUGCGAAACGAGAACGAUACACUGGCGAAGCAAGCAUCGUCAUCCGCCAAAGAAACUCGAGUGGCCAAGCGCCAGCUUCAGCAUUUUGAAAAUGAGACCACAGCUGCUUUGGAAGAAAUCGCUGGCGAUAGAGACAAAGCACAGGAAUCCAACGUGGAUUUGAAACAAAAACUUGAAGCUGCACAGAAGAAACUGCGCAGUCAGGACGAUGAUUCGACUAUGGUUCAUGACAUGUGGGCGCGUGAGAAGGAGGUGUGGGCAGAACAGAAGCAAUCGCUCGAGCGAAAAGUGAACAUCUCUGAAGGCCGUUUGAAAAUGCUCCUAAACGAGAUUGCUUUGCAGGAAGCUGCCCAAGAGGAGGCUGAAUUGGAGGCCGAAGGCGAGGAUGCGAGGCCCAACAGUCGCAUCGGUCCUGAAAGCGACGCAGGCAGCAUAAACUCAUCACCACGACGAAGACCGUCAACUCGGGUCGGACGACAUUCAAGAAACAUGAGCAGCAGUAGCUACAGGAGUAUUGGACGCAAUUAUCGCAUGUCUUUGAUCAGCGCCGAUGGGCAAGGCCGAGGGAAUGGAAUUAGCUUAGCGGACGAGCUCAUCUUUGACGAAGAAGAGGAGGACCUUGAAGAAUUAGAGCUUGACUCUGAUGACUUCCCUGAAAACGAGAUGCGAGCAAGAAGGAAUCUCGAGACACGGCAAUCGAUAUGCCCAGACGACAAGGCGAAACGCAUCCUCGGAUUAAGCAACAACUCUGCAAUCACUGGAGAGCAUGGGCAAUCGAACAACCCAGAAGAAACAUCCCAGUCGACUGUCACCAUGACGCCCAGAGGGAUCACGUUGAUUUUCCCACCAACAAGGCCGCAAUAUAUUGAUACGGGUGUACAACCGUCGCCUCCUCCAUCUCCCAAACGCAUACCCAUGGUCGAGGCUUCAUCGCAGACUACCGAAACACCAGUUCAUACGAAACCACACGAUAGUUCAUCGACCGCUGCAGAGGUCGAGGCUAAUCAAAGUCGAAAGCGUACCUCCAUGCCGCCAGUCACUUCAGGUUCACCACUGAGUAUCAGCCUUACGCCUUGUAUGACGUCCAGCUCCGUGCAAACAGUCGAGCAUCCACCGAGUCCUCCUGCAACCCCAAAGGUCAUUGAAACCGUUCCUGCAUCGCCUGUCUCGUUCGAAUUCAAGGCAGAACUUAUCUCAACUUCCACUCAGACAGAACUUCUUGAAGAGCCAGAGGUCACAAGCAAAAGGGCUCCGCCACCAGCGUCAGUAUCAAUCCCGUCCAUCGCUAUACAUGCGCCAACGUCAGCUCCGUCAUCCCCGAAAGGAGCUCCGAUCCUUCCGCCAGGUACAAAAACUACAUCUACGCAGACAUCGAAUGAUCUCGCAACGCCGAUGCGAUCAUUUGGCAUGCAGACUGAGCCAAUCAGGAUUGAUAAUCGCUCCAUCAAGCUUCCCCCACACCUUCUACCUUCUUCAAUUUCUUCUCACCCUGGCACUCCUGAGCCUCAAGGGGACCGCCAAUCGAUGAGCAACGACACUGGGAAAGAUGCCUAUUUUUCUAUUCCCGAUAACGUAGAACCAAUCCCUAGAAGAUCGCUAGCUCGUCAAGAUCUCAAGUCUCGGCUUGAGCAGACAGUGGAAGAUAGGGAUGAAAAUCGCUAUGAGAACAACAACGGCGGUCGUUUGACUCAACAGCACCAAACCGAGAUACUCAGCAUGCCAUUCCGUACAAGCAGUCUGUUCGCUGGGUUUGAUGGCCCAUCUUCUGAUGAAGAAGAACACGCUGAUGAUAGUGACGACGAAUUCGGAGUUCCAAUGUUUGCCACUCCUGUUUUCUCCUCACGCAUUGCAAAGAACAGGCGCAUAGUCAACCCUCCUACACCGGUUCCAGAAGAUACGGAAGCAGAGAUAGUCUCAAGGCCUUCUGAAGACUCCUUCGUCGCUGAACGGCACGUGGCCGAUCGCAACUCACUCGAAAGGCCAGCCAAGAUCGGAAAACCUGCGCGGACUUCGUUAAGCCGUCAGCCGAGCAUUCGGCGAUCUGCCAUGAUCCAGAAUGGCACUGCGACACACAUGCGGUCUCGUAGCCCAAGUCAGGCUAGCAUUGGAUCUGUUAAUCACGCAGCACGACCGCCUUUUCCAGUGCCUGCGCGCUCAAGUUCACGCAACAAGCCCAUGAGCAAGAGUGAGGGUUCGCACAGCCCGACGCCCCGCGGUAACGGUUCUCAGGCUGGUCGUCGCCCAUAUAGUGCUAAACAUCAGCGCAAGGAAAGCUUGCGAAAAGUGCGGUCAGCGGCUGUGGUGUCGAAGCCCAUUCGGGUCCGAAGUACAUCGCCGGCUCUUCCGUCUACUCCCAGCAUCCCUGAGACUGACUCAAUACCCCCCCUUCCGAGUGACGCUGUCAGUACUCGGGGCUAUGGUCAUCGACCUCAACCUUCUAUCAACACUAUUUAUACUUCCAAUGGUUCAGUCGCUAGUUCAGGGACUCAAGCUAGUGUUGUUGACGCGAUUGCUGCGGCCAUGAUUGGCGAGUUCAUGUGGAAAUACGUGCGCAAGAGGAAAGCCUUUGGAGGACCAGAUACACCCCUAGACGUCAGUCGCGCCGCCGAGGAGGCCUCUCUGGCAAACAACGGGGUGAGACACAAGCGAUGGGUAUGGAUCUCACCGUAUGAGCGGGCGAUCUUGUGGAGUAGCAAGCAACCAACUUCUGGCUCUGCUCUCAUGGGUAAGAGUGGACGCAAACUGAUCAUCCAGUCUGUCCUUGACGUUGUAGACAACAACCCAGCCCCGAAGAACGAGACUGUCUUCAACCGGUCGAUUCUCAUUCUCACUCCUGCACGUGCAUUGAAGUUUACAACCACAACGCGGGAGAGGCACUACCUUUGGUUAACGGCACUAUCGUUUCUGGCUCAUUCGAGCUCUCCUAUCCCUGAUCUGAACUCGAUGCCACCUAUUCCACCGCCGGUCGAGGAACUCCCGCAGCGUACGCAAGGAGCAACACUUCGCCGCUCUCGCGUUCAGGACUCGGUCCGUCUAGCCAAGGGCAGAGCAAAUCCAAUCUCCACACGAUAUGCAUCGCGAAACGAGCCCAUGCCCAGUCUACCAUCUUUGGCUGGGUAUGAGGAUGCAGCCGUUUCCGAAUCAGCUAGUCCGCCAGCUAUUCCUCGUGGUCCAUUCCACGGCAGGAAACGAAGCUCUACAGGCCCCAGUCCCCUCCCUCCUCCCAGCAUGCCGAUCCGUAGCUUCUCUCACCAGCACGUGCCAUCCGUGUACUCCAACGGAUCGUCGGACAUGUACAGCGCUAUGCAUCCGCCUUCCGCACCAUCUUCCCUGUAUAACCCUACUACCGGCGUCACCAGCUCGCGUACCUCCGAGGCCAGCACUGCGACCCGCCAGCACUUCCUCAACAAUAUGGGUACUAUGCGUAUGGAAGCUUUCAUUGACAACACCUUGGGCGAGCCUACGCAGGUCGGCCGUCGGAGGGGCAGCAGUCAGUGGAGUGCAAGCACCAGGGAUCAACAUAUCCGGUCUGGAGGCAUAUUCGACGACUUUGAGUCUCACGACCCUUUCCGCGGCUUCUAG
Molecule: messenger RNA, 3912 nt
Organism: Dothidotthia symphoricarpi CBS 119687
Lineage: Eukaryota; Fungi; Ascomycota; Dothideomycetes; Pleosporales; Dothidotthiaceae
Exons: 2
Coding region: 1-3912 (1303 amino acids)
Biological process (GO): microtubule cytoskeleton organization; dynein-driven meiotic oscillatory nuclear movement; maintenance of protein location in cell cortex
Cellular component (GO): mitochondrion; cell cortex
Molecular function (GO): phospholipid binding; tubulin binding
Source: RefSeq, a predicted model, not a curated record